Messenger RNA from Lotus japonicus, 1127 nucleotides. RefSeq names its product ethylene-responsive transcription factor ERF071-like. The record is from RefSeq and is a predicted model, not a curated record. Gene Ontology annotation, biological process: ethylene-activated signaling pathway; regulation of DNA-templated transcription. The transcript is spliced from 2 exons. NCBI's taxonomy places the organism in Eukaryota, Viridiplantae, Streptophyta, Magnoliopsida, Fabales, Fabaceae. Bases 175 to 948 code for a protein of 257 amino acids. Gene Ontology annotation, molecular function: DNA-binding transcription factor activity; DNA binding.
CAUUCAUUCUCAAUUCUCAUACCAAAACAAAACACACAACUCCUUUCCCUUUCAAGAAAACAAACUCUUUGAAAACAAACUCCUUUUCCUUUCCAUUAAUUUCAGUAUCCCUCUCUACUUCGAUCCAGUUAUUUCACGCAUCUUAUAUACUAUAAUCUUCGAAUCUUCACAAGCAUGUGUGGCGGUGCUAUCAUAGCUGACUUCAUCCCUCACCACGGCUCUCGCCGCGUCACCGCCUCUGAACUCUGGCCUAACACAUUUGCCAAACACAAUGACUCCCAGUUCGAUUCUUCUCAUCAUCCUCAGCACCACCAAUGUUCUGAUUCAGCCCCUCUCAAAAGGUCCCAACCUUCCCCUGCAGCUACAGUGAACGAGCAAGUUGACAAGCCAUUGAAGAGGCAGAGGAAAAACCUCUACAGAGGGAUUAGGCAGAGACCAUGGGGUAAAUGGGCUGCAGAGAUUCGUGAUCCCAGAAAAGGGGUUCGUGUCUGGUUGGGUACUUUCAACACUGCUGAAGAAGCUGCAAGAGCCUAUGAUAGGGAAGCUAGGAAAAUCCGUGGCAAGAAAGCUAAAGUCAACUUCCCCAACGAGGAUGAUGACCACUUCUCCAUUCAAUUCCAAGCACCUCCCCUGUUUCAACAGGGUUGCGGUUUGAACAGCAACGAAGUCAAUGUCCCCAAAACUCAGACUUUUCAGUUUGCUUAUGAUCUGAACCAAGAAAGUUGUGCUGGGUUUGGAUCUGCUUCGGGGUCGUCAGUGGAAGCAGAAGAAGAAGGGGUUGGAAAUGAAGAGAGAAAGACGAACCAGGUGGAGAAGCUUUCUGAGGAGCUUAUGGCGUUUGAUGACUACAUGGGGUUUUAUCAGGUUCCGUACUAUGAAGAGCAAUCCAAUGCUAGUGUUCAUGAAACUGUGGUAGGGGAUCUAUGGAACUUCGAUGCUGAGGAAUGAGGAUGUUCCUGUUACUUCUUCAGCCAUGUGAUCUUAUGUGCAAGUGUAUGCAAACUGACGUUGUUGGUCAAGUGUUGUUAUUUUGAUUUUCAAGUGUUCUGCAAUUUUCAUUUUACAUUGUUCACUUUUAUUCUUAUGAAUGUCAUUUUCUCAUAUACAAAUGCCCUGUUUACUUUCAA